Messenger RNA from Pezoporus flaviventris, 2133 nucleotides. It is a transcript of the gene SEC61A1, whose product is annotated as SEC61 translocon subunit alpha 1. Lineage: Eukaryota; Metazoa; Chordata; Aves; Psittaciformes; Psittacidae. The record is from RefSeq and is a predicted model, not a curated record. The coding region runs from base 114 to 1544 and encodes 476 amino acids. The transcript is spliced from 12 exons. Gene Ontology annotation, biological process: post-translational protein targeting to membrane, translocation; SRP-dependent cotranslational protein targeting to membrane, translocation. Gene Ontology annotation, molecular function: signal sequence receptor activity; ribosome binding; transmembrane protein transporter activity. Gene Ontology annotation, cellular component: Sec61 translocon complex; membrane.
GCGUGCGGCGGUCGCGGCGCGUGGCAGGAAGCGGAAGGGGGCGGCCGAGCCCGGUGCCUGACGUGUCCCUGUGAGGCCGCUGCCCGCGCUGCUGCUCCCGUCCGGCGGCCGCCAUGGGCAUCAAAUUUCUUGAAGUAAUCAAGCCCUUCUGUGUUAUCUUGCCUGAAAUCCAAAAGCCAGAACGGAAGAUUCAGUUUAAGGAAAAGGUGCUCUGGACAGCUAUCACGCUCUUCAUCUUCUUAGUAUGCUGCCAGAUUCCCUUGUUUGGUAUUAUGUCAUCAGACUCAGCAGAUCCAUUCUACUGGAUGAGAGUGAUUUUGGCAUCAAAUAGAGGUACGUUGAUGGAGCUGGGCAUUUCACCCAUUGUCACUUCUGGGCUCAUCAUGCAGCUCUUGGCAGGUGCUAAGAUAAUUGAAGUUGGUGACACCCCAAAGGACAGAGCCCUCUUCAACGGAGCACAGAAAUUGUUUGGAAUGAUCAUUACCAUUGGACAGUCUAUUGUGUAUGUAAUGACUGGGAUGUAUGGAGACCCAUCUGAGAUGGGUGCUGGCAUCUGCCUGCUUAUCACAAUUCAGCUUUUUGUGGCUGGGUUGAUAGUUCUGCUCUUGGAUGAGCUUCUACAGAAAGGGUAUGGUCUUGGUUCUGGCAUCUCUCUCUUCAUUGCUACCAAUAUCUGUGAGACUAUAGUGUGGAAAGCCUUCAGCCCCACCACGGUGAACACAGGACGAGGCAUGGAAUUUGAGGGAGCAAUCAUUGCUCUGUUCCAUCUUCUGGCUACUCGUACAGACAAAGUCAGAGCCCUUCGAGAGGCCUUUUACCGUCAGAAUCUCCCCAACCUUAUGAACCUGAUUGCUACCAUCUUCGUCUUUGCUAUUGUAAUUUACUUCCAGGGCUUCAGAGUUGAUCUUCCCAUCAAAUCUGCUCGCUACCGUGGCCAGUACAACACCUACCCCAUCAAGCUGUUCUAUACUUCCAACAUUCCCAUUAUUCUUCAGUCUGCCCUGGUGUCCAACUUGUACGUCAUCUCCCAGAUGCUUUCUGCUCGCUUCAGUGGCAACUUACUGGUUAGCCUGCUGGGCACUUGGUCUGACACAUCAUCUGGAGGUCCUGCUCGUGCUUAUCCAGUUGGUGGUCUUUGUUAUUACCUGUCACCUCCAGAGUCCUUUUCUUCAGUGUUAGAAGACCCUGUACACGCAGUUGUCUACAUUGUAUUUAUGUUAGGCUCCUGUGCUUUCUUCUCCAAGACGUGGAUUGAAGUCUCUGGCUCCUCUGCCAAAGAUGUUGCCAAACAGCUGAAAGAACAGCAAAUGGUAAUGCGAGGCCACAGGGAAACUUCAAUGGUACAUGAACUAAACAGGUACAUCCCUACAGCUGCUGCAUUUGGUGGUCUGUGUAUCGGUGCCCUGUCUGUGUUGGCAGACUUCCUGGGGGCAAUUGGAUCUGGAACUGGAAUUCUGCUGGCUGUCACUAUCAUUUAUCAGUACUUUGAGAUCUUUGUAAAGGAACAGAGUGAAGUUGGCAGUAUGGGAGCUCUGCUUUUCUAACCUCACGGACCCAGGCUCGGGGGGGAGGAACCUUCUCAAACAUAGCCAGUCAGGUGAAAAGGAGUACCACAAACUUGGUAAUGUCAUUCUCUAGGAACAUAGGUUUUAAUAAUGUUUCCAAAGCACAUUCCCUUAUGUUAAACUUUUCUAGCAUCCUGUUGGCAUUUUAUAAAUCCAUGAGGAAAAAAUGUGCAAAAAAAAAGAAUUUUUUUAAAGAAACUUCUUUUUUAAUGAUAUGUCAGGAGCAUCAGCUGCUCAAUUGGGUUUAGUUCAGUGACUCUUGGGAUUUUUUGAGCCCCUUUCAGAUUUAGGAUACCUGAAGCCUUUCCAGGUUUUAAUAAUAAAUGUUUGUUAAGUGGAUGUUUGGAAGAAGGGAUUUUGUUUCCAUGUAACUUGGUUUUGCAGCUCCAUUGCAGCAGUGGUGAGACAAAAUCUCUCCCUCUUAACGCUCAAGUUCCUUAAUUAUGGUUGUAAGCACGAACAGUGUUUCAGAUGUUCAGUUCUGUGUUUGCGUUGGGGUUUUAUUUUCAGUAUGGCAGAUUUGGGAGGCAGUUGUUUCUUUUUACUAAAUGAUAGCUCUAACUCCUAA